Messenger RNA from Fusarium fujikuroi IMI 58289, 2112 nucleotides. RefSeq lists its product as hypothetical. Gene Ontology annotation, molecular function: zinc ion binding; RNA polymerase II cis-regulatory region sequence-specific DNA binding; DNA-binding transcription factor activity, RNA polymerase II-specific. Gene Ontology annotation, cellular component: nucleus. Gene Ontology annotation, biological process: DNA-templated transcription; positive regulation of transcription from RNA polymerase II promoter by galactose. The record is from RefSeq and is a predicted model, not a curated record. Bases 1 to 2112 code for a protein of 703 amino acids. The transcript has a single exon. NCBI's taxonomy places the organism in Eukaryota, Fungi, Ascomycota, Sordariomycetes, Hypocreales, Nectriaceae.
AUGCCUUCUCGUAAACUCAAAGACAGUGAACGCCGUCGAUGCGCCAAUGCCUGCUACACUUGCAAGCGUCGCAAAGAGCGCUGUGACGGUCGUCAACCGUGUGGCCGCUGCAUCACCCGCGGAGUGGAUGCCGAAUGCAGUUUUACUCCUUCUCCGACGAGAAAGCGCAGAGCUCGGGUCGUCCGCCCUCCCACAUCUGAUAUAGACAACUCACAGGGCUCCAUAUCACCAAGCAUAUCUUCCUCCAUUGAAGUCUUCAACCAAACACUGUCUCAAAUCAGCAGCCAGACUGGGCAUGAUCUACACAAAGACCAUACAGAUCGCCCCCAACUCUCUACGCUCAUACAAGAUGGCCAUGGGAAGUUCGUCUUUAUUGGUGACGCGGCGAACUUGUCCUUUCUCCAAAUAAUCCGACGACUAGUUCGUGAUUCAGUCGGUCCUUGUGCAUUCACCGAAGAUGCUCUACAACAUCUCAUGGUCGAGGUCAAACCGUCGGACAGUUCUACAUGGCUCGUCAGCAUCAUGGAUGAUGCACCAGUAAUGCCCGAUAAGGAAGAGGCUCGAUAUCUAGUCUCCUGGUUCUUCCGCUCAACCAGCUGUGUACUCAACCUCUUUGACGAAGGAGAAAUCAUGGAGUCAAUGGAGUCUUGGUAUCAGAAAUGCUCUGAUGAACCAGAGGAUAAAGCUUCUGUAGCUGUCUUCUUUCUCAUAUUUGCAAUUGGCGCCCAGACAUGUCCUGAGAAUAGGGACCAGGAAGCAGAGCAGUAUUUCAACUACGGACGCUUCAUCACCGCCUCCAUUAUCAUGGACGACAUUAGCAUAUCUGCAGUCCAGUCCAACAUUCUUAUUACUAUGUACCUCUUGGGUGCAUCACGACGAAAUGCUGCAUUCAUGUACCUCGGCAGUGCUGUCCGCGCGGCAUAUGCCCUCGGCAUUCAGCGACACGAUAUUAACAAGCAUUUCAAGCAACCCGAAUAUGUCCUGCGAGAGAGGUUGUGGAAGGUUCUCCGCGUCCUAGAUCUCUUUAUGAGUGCAUCACUUGGCCGUCCGCCAUCCACACACGAAACUCGAAACACAGGCAUCGACGAGAAUUACUCAGCGUCCAACGAUCUCUGCGCCAUCUUUGAAGAUAUCCUUACCAAUAUCUACUCCCCACAAAAAGUCUCAAACAGCCACCUGGAACGAAUCAGUGAACACCAUCGACAAUGGGCCAACAAGUUCCCUCUAGGUCUGGCUACUGAUAGCAUAAAACCAUCGAAAUUCAUCGAUGAAGCCGACGGGAAGGAAACGCCAAAUAUCGGUCUAUGCCAUCUUAAAGAAGCUUACUAUUGGACAAUAAUGCUUCUUGCUCGACCGUCCCUGACGAAAAGCGCUUCCAAACAUAUGUACAAAGCCAGCCAGGACAUGAGCCAGUGGGAACCCCCUACAGCUGCAACUGAGCCAGACCAAGUCCUUGCAUUUUCCUGUGUCGACUCUGCAGUCAGGACUGUUGACCUCCUGAAAGUGAUGGGAGAUAACCGAGAGAUUCCAAAGCGUCUCCCAUUUGUCGUGAACUCAUUAUUUGUUGCAGCGUUGGUGCUUGGGACCGCCUACUUCAAUGACUUGGAUCAUAUCUUCCCUCUCGAGAAAAGUAUGAUUGGUGUACGAUCCUUGAUGGCUAGAUUCAGUACCCAUGAUCCUGUCGCUAAGGGUGCACUGCAAACUAUCGAUAACCUCCAAACUGUUUGCAACAUAUACGUUGAUGAGAGGGCACGUCGGAAGAUGGAGAGACAGAGCCUCCUUGUAAGAAAUCUGUUUGGUACUGUGCAUGAUGGGUCUAGGCCACAUACUCCGAAUCCUCAUGACAAAGCAAAGACAACGUCUUUUAGUGAUUUCAGCCAGACUGAGGCAAAUCUUGAUUCGUGGUCAUUUGGAGAAUCGAUUGGUGACAUUGAUGGGGGGUUGAUGGGCAUGUUACCUCAUGAAGCUUUGGAGGCAUUCUCGCUCCCUGCGCCCACGACAAUCACCUUUGACUCAUUUGAUGGCAGUUUUCCUCUCUUCCCGACUGUAGAUGCGUGUAGCUUUGAGGUUGAAGGAAAUAUGGGGACGAAUAAUCUGGCGUUUGGGCUGUGA